UUGGCGGGAAAGCGAGGAGUGAAGUUGUGUGAUUUGUUUUAUUUUGUUUAUUUAGUGUUUUUCAAGUUUAAAUGUAUAAUAACGGUGGUUUAUUAACUGUUUAGUAUCUGUGAAAGUGCACAAAUGUGGAAAAUUUAAACAAAGCCGCUGAAUGUAACUUCUCGGGAUCCUCCAGAAAAAGUCUCAGCCAACGUCAAAGUCAAAAGACCACCUUUUUACUGAGAUUAAUGAUUAUAUUUCAUCCCAUAUCAUCUCAUUAAAUCAACCUCAACUUCAUUUCAUUUCAUAAUACCAUUUUCAUAUAAAAUAGUUUUCAUUAAAAUUAAAAUAAGACUUGACCUAAAUAAAGGUCUUAGUUACAAGGACAUAAAACUUUAAAAAAAAACAUUACCACCAAAAGAAAACCUGAAAACGUAUGACUGACUAAAGUAAAUCAAUAUAUUCGCAAAAUAAGUAUGUAGUCUAGCAUGUCUAAACGCGAGUUAUAGGUAUAAUCAUCAACUGCAUUGUGCUUCACAGUCACCAUCUUUGAGAAUUGUCGAGUUAUGAAAAAGAGCGGCCGCCGACAGAAACGGAAGCUCAAGUUCUACAAGGAAAAACGCUGAACAGCGAAAGAAAUGAGCUCGCCAUGGGGUUUCAAAAUGCUUGGAAAAACAUUAAGGAAAAUUAUAUGGAAUAUGUGUUCUAUGAUGGCCAUUGAAACCAAAGGAGUGCCUGGUCAAGCUUGUCGGCUGGUGGAGCGUAGUAUCGUUGCACGCAUCAAGGAGAGUGGAAAUAUAAGUGGAACUGAGUGGGACCAUUUUAAACGGCAUCUAGCGAUUCGUAUACCUCUGAUAAUGGCUUCUGCAGUUCAGAUAGCUGCCAAAAUGUCACACGCCUCGGAGUCAAUAAAAGCGAGCGUAAUACAAAGGGUCCUUCAGAUACGAGGAUCAAACUAUUCAAUAGAAGAGAUCAAUCAAUCAGAAUGCGAAGUGCUUAAAAACUUAGAUUUCCGUGUGCCGAUAUGGACGAGCGUCGAAGUGGCUACGCUUUUGGCCACCGAGGUCGGUAUGACGAGCGAAAUGAUUUCCGGCGUCGAAUUGAUGGUUGACUUGGCCGAGUUCAACCGUUUCAAAUUAGAAAACGACAUGUGCAUCACCGCGACCCCGUCCAACUCGUCAUGUUUAAUGAAGAAACGUUUGCGCACACUACACCUGACGGCGGGCGCAGUGAUGGCCACAGUACAAUAUUACGAAUUGACCGGGCUGGAUCCGGUCGGUAAGUUAGCUAGUAUUACACGGGUACCGGCGACGUUUAUCACGUGCAUCGCCGAUUUUAUCAUAAAGUAUUUGGAUGAGGAAGAUCUGCCGUACCUCCCUAUGCCGCGAAAGCGAAAAUUUAGUGAAGUGUGAUUUUUAGUUCGUGAUGUCGCGACUCGCUAACUACUAACGGUAGAUACGUCGUAGAGUGCAACUUGAUUAUAUAAGCAACACUACGGCAACCUGUAAGUGAGUCAGCGAACACGAGGAUUUCAUUUGAAAUUGUAUAUUUUAACUUUCAUCAUGUUUUAAACUUUAAAUAUAACUGGAUUUGUGAUGAUUUUUAUUUUAAUGUAGAACAUAUGUACAUACAUUUUAAAUGGGUCGCUGUAAAAAAAAUAAAAAAAAACCCUGAAACUGAAAUCUUAAAGAUUUUAACGAUAGGUUUUUUGUUUCAAAAAUAUUUUUUAGGUUCUAAAAUGAAUUUACUAUUUUUUGAAAUUCCUCCUCUCUACGUUUUUCUAAGGACAAACAUUGUUGCCGACUUUUUGUCAAAUUGUUCGUUAUUAUAGUUUAAACGUAACAAAUGAACUGUAACUUAGUAUUAUUGGUUCAUUAAGGGCUUCUCUAAUAAAUACUUCGAAUUGUGAUGUUUGUCUCGUAAUUUUCUUUUCUUUAAACAUUCAGCAAAUGUUUAAAAAAUAUGAAAUACGACACUAAUAUGAUAAUUCAAUGAAAACGGAAAACUGUUAUCGCGUCGAUAAUUUGAAUUGUUUACUAAAAUUAUAUGCCAGAUAUCGUAAGUUAUAUUUAACUUCACGUUGUAUAAACGGUAGUAUUUUGUAUGAUUAAAGUAACUUUUUAUUAAAAAAAAAAUGUACUCUUAUAGUUUUAAGCUUCAAUAAAUAUUUUUAUGUUUGUUUUCUCUCUUAAUAAAGGUCUUUGAUUUUA
Molecule: messenger RNA, 2189 nt
Organism: Bombyx mori (domestic silkworm)
Lineage: Eukaryota; Metazoa; Arthropoda; Insecta; Lepidoptera; Bombycidae
Exons: 5
Coding region: 618-1391 (257 amino acids)
Biological process (GO): reciprocal meiotic recombination
Cellular component (GO): site of double-strand break
Source: RefSeq, a predicted model, not a curated record